Molecule: messenger RNA, 1611 nt
Organism: Nanorana parkeri
Lineage: Eukaryota; Metazoa; Chordata; Amphibia; Anura; Dicroglossidae
Product: immunoglobulin superfamily member 1-like
Exons: 7
Coding region: 1-1611 (536 amino acids)
Source: RefSeq, a predicted model, not a curated record
AUGGGCCAAGUCCUUGAGGACAAGACUCAGGCCAUACUUACCUACCUUGAGGAGUCUGGGCUGCCUCGCUUUGGCUUGGCCUCUGUCCGAGAGUUUGACCGCUACAAAUCCCUAGCCAACUUUGCGAUUAAGCUACAGAAGUCGGAGGCCUUGAACCUUAACGUGCCCGAUGCAGUCCUAGACUCCCUUUCUUCUUACUUUCCGUUCAAAUGGGCCUCGCACAGUAUUAAAUACCUGGGAAUCUUCCUGACCCCUUCUUUGGGAGGGAUCUUCUCGGCCAUUUUCCCACCAUUUCUUGCCCAGAUGAAACUGGACCUACAGCUCUGGACGAAGGACAUAUUUACAUGGUUUGAUCUGCUGAACAAGCCAAUUUUAGAAGUGUUUUCAAGUGAUCCCAAUGAUGUCAUUAUAAUUGGUGACACGAUUUGGUUCCAUUGCAAAAAUGCGACAAAUGCACACAAGUUCUAUCUGACAAAUGAUCAGGAUAACAGCACAACUAGACAACAAGAAACUUCUGAAUUUGCUAUUGCAGAUUUAAGCAUAAGUAACUCUGGCAAAUAUACCUGCAAGUACAGUAGGAACACAGAUAUCUCGGAGCCCAGUGAGCCUAAGUUUAUAUAUGUUAAAGACAAAUACCCACCACCAGCAAUUACAGUGAAACCCCGGAAAAUUGUACGCCCAGGAGAAGACAUAACAAUAACAUGUGAUACUCCCUAUCGUGAAAUAAAAUUUACUAUUUACAAGUAUUCUGUAUGGAUCACAGAUGGUGAUACCAAUCCAUUUUCAUAUGUUAUAAAAGAGGCAGGAGAGAAAGAUGUUGGCCAAUAUUGUUGUGGUUUCCAGACUAAAUCUGGAAACAAAACACAAAUCCAGUCUGAUUUCAGCGAUCCUAUUAUGGUACAAAUUAGAGAUCUUCAGAGCCCUACAGUCUCAUGGGAAGUGUAUGCCAAUGAUGACAAAAGUGUCAAAAUCAAAUGCCAAGCUCCAGUUCCACAUCCACGAAAUAUACGGUUUCAGCUGCUCAAUAGCAGUGAAGGCAUUGAAGAAGAAAUAGAAGGUGUAGCAGAAAACCAUGUCACAUUUAACAUCUCAAGUCCUAACCAUAUUCAGAAGAAAUACUACUGCAUCUACGCAAUAAGGAUAGGCAGCAACUUUGCACGUUCUGCCAUUAGCAAGCCAGUUUCAAUCUGGGGAGAUGAUUAUACAACUGUGAACAUCAUACGGCUCCUUGUCUCAGCGUUUGUCCUAAUUCUACUGGGUGUCAUCCUUGUGAAGCAUUUUGAAAUAUUCCAGGAAACUGAAGAAAGUCCACCUGAACUUCCACGUGCUCGUAGAAUGCAGGCAGAAAAGCCUGAAUACACAGAGAGGUACCAGGAAGACGCGGACCCCCCGCGCCCCUCCACGCCCGCGGGUACAGGCCCGAUUGGACCCCUUUCUGUCCCAGCCGUCCGGGGGAGUCAGGGCCAGGAGUCAAGCCACGCGGUCAUCGGGCUCCGGGCCUACAGCGUGGCGAGUGGAAGUGCCGGGACGGUCACCGGCCGCGACCCAGACACACUCCUCUCCGCAGGAUGGAGCAACCACCAUCCCCCUCCAGCUCCUUACCUGAUCUGA